UGUCUCCACCUCCUUCCUCCCCUGCUCGACUGCUCUGCUCUUCUUCUUCCACUACGCUCCCUCCCACCUCCAAGAAGACCACCUAUCUCGCCAUGGCCGGGGAGAACCUGCUUCUCUCCCGCCAUUGCCGCCACCUCACCUAGCUCACCUCACACUCACACCCCACGCUCGUCCUUUCCACUGGCUUCUCCCAAGCUAAACAUGGCUUUUGCCACCUUUGAUUCGCUCUACUGCCCCGAGGAGCACCUCGACCUGUUCCAUGACCAUGACCAUGACCAGCUGGAGCUCCACCGACCCCCGCCGCUCCUUGACCACGACCUGCCGCCGCUGUUCGGGGAGCUCAGGGGGAAGGAGGAGGAGGCGCUUCUUGCGGAUCAUGAGGAUGGCUACGGUGGUGUGGCUGGCCGGGAGGCGGCGGUUGGGUGGGCGCUGCGCGCCGUCGCGAGGCUCGGCUUCUCCGCGCUCACGGCCGCGCUCGCCGUUGCCUACCUCGACCGCUGCUUCCUCGGCGGUGCCAUGCAGCUCGGCGACCGCCCGUGGAUGUCGCGCCUCGCCGCCGUCGCCUGCGUCGCGCUCGCCGCCAAGGUGGAGGAGACGCGCGUCCCUAUGCUGCUCGACCUCCAGCUCUGCGCCGCCACCGCCGCCGACGAGGCCUACGUGUUCGAGGCCAAGACGGUGCGCCGCAUGGAGCUGCUCGUGCUCUCGGCGCUCGGCUGGCGGAUGCACCCCGUCACGCCCUUCUCCUACCUCCACCCACUCCUCGGCGCCGGCGACGCCGCGCGCCUCUGCCAGUGUGAGGCCGCAUUGCUCGCCGUAAUGGCCGAUUGUAGGUGGCCUCGCCACCGCCCAUCGGCAUGGGCCGCGGCGGCGUUGCUCGCGACGGCUGGCUGGUGUCGCGGCGAAGACGACGGCGAGCUCCUAGCCCUCAUCGAUGCCCCCAAGGACGAGAUGGCGGAGUGCGCCAAGAUCAUCUCCGAGGAGGCGGCGGCCGGCAUUGUCAUCGGCGGCGACAACAAGCGCAAGCGCGUGGCGGGGCUUGGGCUCUACUCCCCGCCGGCGAGCCCCAGCGGCGUGAUCGGCGCGUCGGCCUGCUUCAGCUGCGAGAGCUCGUCCAGCAGCAUCGACUCGCGGUUCGCCGCCUUCGCGCCGUGUUCGGCGUCGCCGGACACCCCUGUGCGGCCGGUCAAGCGCUCGACCGCCGCCACCACCACCACGGCGGUCCCCGACGAGGAGAGCCGGGACGCCUGGCCGCCGUCCGCCUACGCCGGAUCCGGAUGAGGCACCCACUGCUCGCCGGGAGAAGCUCGAGCAAGCCACUGAUUAAGCUAGGAGGAAGAGGGGAGGGGGAUCAUGCCACGAAAAAAGAUGUAAUCUUUUGCCACAUUAACGCGAUGCAAGAAUAUUGCAGGCGUGGAGAAGGUUGAUUCAUU
Oryza brachyantha (malo sina) is the source of this 1430-nucleotide messenger RNA. Its product is annotated as cyclin-D3-2-like. Gene Ontology annotation, cellular component: cytoplasm; nucleus; cyclin-dependent protein kinase holoenzyme complex. Lineage: Eukaryota; Viridiplantae; Streptophyta; Magnoliopsida; Poales; Poaceae. The coding region runs from base 202 to 1278 and encodes 358 amino acids. The transcript is spliced from 3 exons. Gene Ontology annotation, molecular function: cyclin-dependent protein serine/threonine kinase regulator activity. Gene Ontology annotation, biological process: regulation of cyclin-dependent protein serine/threonine kinase activity; mitotic cell cycle phase transition. The record is from RefSeq and is a predicted model, not a curated record.